Aethina tumida (small hive beetle) is the source of this 467-nucleotide messenger RNA. Its product is annotated as leucine-rich repeat-containing protein 58-like. The transcript has 2 exons. Bases 44 to 445 code for a protein of 133 amino acids. The record is from RefSeq and is a predicted model, not a curated record. NCBI's taxonomy places the organism in Eukaryota, Metazoa, Arthropoda, Insecta, Coleoptera, Nitidulidae.
UAAAAUAUUGACAAAAUCUCGAGUAGGGGCAUCGUCUGGCUCAAUGUCUGUAAUAGGGUUUAUAUCACAAAAAUGCAAAAAAAAUCCAAAUUCUUUGGUGACGGAGUACCCAAACCCCGUGUUGAAAUGGGUUAGUGAAGAAAACGUAAAUCAAGAUAGUCCGGCUUCGCUGCUGAAGCUGGCCGCAAAAGUCGUUGUGGCCAAUGGUGUAAAAGUGAAACGCGACGAACUUCCUCGCAAUCUCUUAAGGCUAAUUCGUAAUGGUCAUAAAUGCAAUAAUCCUGAGUGUAAUCGCGUGUUCUUCGACGAAAAACCAUCACUAUAUUAUGAGUUUUUGAUUGUGCAAUACUUAUGUUCCCACUGUGAGUUACGUAGAAGAGAAAUUGAGGUAAAAUAUCCUAAAUGUUUUUUGAUGAGAGAUGCCAUAAUUUAUGGACUUUGGUAACAUAUAUUUAAUAAAUUAUUAA